This is a messenger RNA of Harmonia axyridis, 1137 nucleotides long. RefSeq names its product glycerol-3-phosphate phosphatase-like. The record is from RefSeq and is a predicted model, not a curated record. Bases 146 to 1075 code for a protein of 309 amino acids. The transcript has 6 exons. NCBI's taxonomy places the organism in Eukaryota, Metazoa, Arthropoda, Insecta, Coleoptera, Coccinellidae. Gene Ontology annotation, cellular component: cytoplasm. Gene Ontology annotation, molecular function: phosphatase activity.
CACUCUUUAUAGGUUAUUUCAGAGAUUAUGAUAUAUGAUCACAGAUUUAUCUUUAAUAUGAUAUUGGCAGACAAGAUAUCAUUGAUUUGGAUGAUUCUCUAAAUUGACCUCAAAUAUCAAAUUUGGAUAUUUCCAAAUUGAAAAAAUGUAUUCAAAAUCAGUUACUGAUUUAUCUAAACUAUCAAAGGAUGAAGUGAAACGUUUUUUGGAUUCCUUUGAUACAGUAGUAUCGGACUGCGAUGGAGUCCUUUGGAUUAUGGGUGCUCCUAUUCCGGGUUCUGCAGAGGUCUUACAGAAAUUACGGGAUCUUGGCAAAAGGAUUUUUUAUGUGACAAACAAUUCUACUAAAACAAGGGAUGAAUUUUUAGAUUAUGGAAGAGGUAUGAAAUUUACCAUCAACAAGGAUGAAAUCAUCAGUUCAGCAUAUCUUACUGCAUGUUACUUAAAAAGUAUUAAUUUCCAAGGUAAAGUUUAUGUGGUUGGAUCAGAAGGAAUAACUAAAGAAUUAGAUGAAAUCCACAUCAAACACGUAGGAGUUGGACCUGAUCCAUGCUCAUCACUACCAGAUGCUCUGAAUUUUGUGAUAGAUCCUGAAGUUAGAGCUGUUGUAGUGGGAAUGGAUAAAUAUUUUUCUUAUAGUAAGAUGCUCAAAGCUGCUACAUAUCUUAAUAAUUUAGAAGUCCUGUUUAUUGGAACUAAUACAGAUGAGAGAUUUCCAGCUAGUGGUUCGAAAAUAUUGCCUGGUACAGGGUCUUUAUUGAGGGCUGUUGAAUGUUGUAGUUUGAGAAAGGCUACUAUUAUGGGAAAGCCCAGUUCGUAUGUUGGAACAGUUCUAGUAAACGAAUAUAAAAUUAAUCCAGAAAGAACUUUAAUAAUUGGGGACAGGUGCAACACAGACAUAAUACUUGGUAGUAAAUGUGGUUUCAAGUCUCUGCUUGUGCUAACAGGUGUGACAACAUUAUCUGAAGUACAACAGUACAAAAAAUCAGAGAAAGAAGAUGAUAAGGAUCUUAUUCCUGAUGUUUAUUUGAAAAGUUUGGGCGAUUUGUUACCAUUUUUAACAACAAACGAAUAAUACCAUGGUUUAUAUGUGAAUUUUUCAUUGGAAUAUUAUGAAAUAAAUUUAUUGUUUCUUUA